Cryptomeria japonica (Japanese cedar) is the source of this 1718-nucleotide messenger RNA. RefSeq lists its product as uncharacterized. Gene Ontology annotation, biological process: defense response. The record is from RefSeq and is a predicted model, not a curated record. The transcript is spliced from 3 exons. Lineage: Eukaryota; Viridiplantae; Streptophyta; Pinopsida; Cupressales; Cupressaceae. Gene Ontology annotation, molecular function: ADP binding. Bases 1 to 1323 code for a protein of 440 amino acids.
AUGCAGCAGCACAUUUUACAAGAUGCAUUCCCAAACUAUGAGGGUGGAAGAAAAAUACAACUCCGAGAUAGUGAUGAUGGGAAGGAUAAAUUAAGAGAGGCUUUUUCAAGUGAAGGAAACAAGCCUGUAUUUUUGUAUAUUGAUAAUGCCCUGCACAAAAAAGAUUUGAAACAGCUUCUUCCCGAGGACUUGGGAUGCCUUCCCCAACAUAACAGAAUUCUUAUCACAUCCAGAACCAAGGACAUUGUUGAUAUGCUUGAGGAACGUGGUUUUCAUGAUCGUAUCAAAGAUUACCCUGUGGAAACUCUCUCUGACAAUGAUGCAAUGCAAGUUCUCUGCAAAGACCAUGCAAUUCGUGAUCGCAUCAAAGAUGAUCUACAAAAUAUUGUGAAUGUCUGUAAAGGGAUUCCUUUGGUUCUCACAGUCGUUGGUGCGAAAUUGCGGAAGCAGAAAUAUGAUGUGAGCCGCUGUAGUCGGAUAAUUGAAGAUUUGAAGGAAGGCAAGGAAAUCAGAGAUCUGAGUCACCGCUUGUUUCAUUUUGUAUAUGAAGAGUUGGACGAGGCAACCCAAGAAGCAUUUUUGGACAUCUGCUGCUGCUUCAAUGACAAAGAACGUCGAUUUGUGGAGUACAUUGUGGGUGCCGAGGAAGUCACAAUCCUUGAAGAGGCAGCAUUGAUCACACCAGUGAUGGUACAGUCAAAUCCGUGGUCUUGGGAGGAGGAGGAGGAGGAGGAGGAGAGGUUGACUGUUCACGAUAUUAUCAGGUCCAUUGGGCGUACAUUGGCAAAGUCUAGCAGGAUUGUGGAUGCAAACGCUUGGGCUGAAGCUGAAAAAGAUGAGGCCAGGCUCAAAAGAGUUAAAACGGUUUGCUUUUCUGGUGAUAAAAAUUACAUUCUCGAAGAAAGGCAUUUCAAUUCGAUGAAGGAAAGUUUAAGAAUUCUGGUAUGGGGAGGCAGUAUAAAUGUCAGUGUACCAUACGCAGUAACAUUACCAGAGAUAAGAUGGGCUAGGAUAAGCGGUGGUUUUUCUUGGCUGAAUGUAGAAGCACUUCAUAAAUUGGCUAGCUUGUGGUGUCGCAAUCUUCCCACUCAGCAGAGAAAGUUACCAAAAAGUUUAAGGAGGUUAUCAAUCUUUACACAGCCAGCUGCCACGCGGGACUUAUUAAAUAUAGUGCCAAAUUCCUCCCUCGAAGACCUAAAUCUAUCAUUUCCAGAUGAAGACCCUAGCCAGCCCUUUAACGAAGAGGAAGACAACACCACAGAUAUAUUUAAUAGAUUUCUUCGCCUUCAGGAUUUAAUCAACUUUAAGGUAUCUAGCAAUUAAGCGCUGCCAGUCUUUGUGCGAGCUUCCUGAGCGAGUGUGUAGGUUACCUCAUUUGAGAAAACUUUCUAUGCCGGGUUGUAAAAGAAUGAAGCGUCUGCCAGAAUUAUUUGGGCAACUCAAAACUUUAACCCAUUUGGGCAACUUACAAAUCUAACAUAUUUGAACUUGGCGUGUUGUGAAAGUCUGAAACAAUUGCCUGACACUUUUGGGCAACUAGAAGCUCUGCAGCACUUAGAUUUAAAAUUGUGUUUCAGCCUUGAGGAAUUGCCUCGUGGCAUUGAACAACUCACAUCUCUUAAAUACCUGGACUCGAGUUUUUGUCAUGUAUUGGAGUCGGGCACUUGUCAGAAGGACGGCAGCAUCAAAAUGGUAAAGAGAAAUUUGCAUUUUUGUUC